GAACAUUUGCUGGGAGCGGGGAGCUGCGCUGUUCUGUCGACGCUGUGUUGUAACACUUUGUUCUCGUCAAUAUAUCGACUUUAGACAGCGGCAGGGACUUUUUCCUUUUUAACCACGUGGAUGAAGGACCAGUUCAGGUUGCAUUCGGUUAACGUUUAACGAAGUUUGAGGAAGUGGAAGCGGUUUAAUUUGGAGGAAAAGGGACUUGUCGAAAUCGUCCGGAGGAUCUCUGCACAGCGUCUGGAUAAGCCAACUCAGCUUCAGGCCAUUUACUGAUGGGUACAUACUGUGGGGUGACACGCCAAGAGAGCUGCAGUUUAUUGAGACAGGACAUGAACUGUAAAAGGAUCAAGGCAAGCUAGAUAUCGACGUCUUCAUAAAACUGUUGUUUUUCGUUUUUGGAAGUACUGGGACUGAACACUUGGGCAGAAAAAAACGUGAAACGUAAAGUAAUUAAUUGAAGCACUUCUUCAAGAAAACACCUUUAAAGACAAAAGUGAUCAGGAUGAGUGCUGAAGGAUAUCAGUACAGAGCGCUGUACGACUACAAAAAGGAGAGAGAGGAAGACAUUGACCUGCAUGUGGGGGAUAUUCUGUUGGUAAGCAAAGGGGCCCUGGUGGCCCAUGGCUACACCGAUGGUCUGGAGCAGCAGCCCAAAGAGAUCGGCUGGCUUCCAGGCUUUAACGAAACCACUCAGGAGAAAGGGGACUUCCCUGGGACAUAUGUCGAGUACAUCGGGAAGAAAUGGAUCUCUCCCCCUACACCUAAGCCGAGGCCUCUCAGACCCUUACCUGUAGCUCCAGGCUCCUUCAAAGCAGAGGCAGAUUCUGACUCGGAUCAAGGCUUCUGUUUGCCGGACUUGACAGAACAGUUUUUCCUCCCAGAGACCGCUCCACCUUUGCUGUCUAAACUGCUGGAAGCUAUUGAGAGGAAAGGUCUGGAGAACCCCACUUUAUAUCGAGCAUUCACUGCUGGAGGUGGACUUGAAGUCAGACAGUAUUAUGACUGUGAUCCUCCCGCAGUAGACCUGGACCAGCUGGAACUUCCAGUUUUGUGUGAUGGUCUGCUGCAGUACCUCCAGGAUCUGCCCCAACCCAUUGUGCCCGUUGCAGUCCAUGCUCAGAUGAUCCUCACGGCCAAAGCAGAGGUGGUGAACUCUGAGGAAUGUGCCCAGCUGUUGCGUCACAUCGCCAGCUCCCCAAGCCUGCCACCCCAAUACUGGUUGACUCUCCAGUGUCUGCUGAGGCAUUUUGCACGAGUGUGUCAGAGCGGGUCCAAGAACCUGCUCAGUGCCAGAGCUCUUGGCGAGAUUUUCAGUCCUGUGUUUUUCAGACAACAGCCCACCAGCUGUGAAGCCAAUCUGGAUGUUUUUAUCAAGAUCAUUGAGGUUCUGGUGACCAGCGAGUGGACUGAGAGUCUAGCUGCUCCAGCUCUACCUCCAAAGCCACCCAAGCCCACCUCUGUGACUAACAGCAACGGCAUGAACAACAACAUGGCUCUGCAGGAUGCUGAAUGGUACUGGGGGGACAUCUCUCGGGAGGAAGUCAACGAGAAACUGAGGGAUACUGCAGACGGUACGUUUUUGGUACGAGAUGCGUCUACGAAGAUGCACGGAGACUACACUCUGACUCUGAGGAAAGGAGGAAACAAUAAGCUCAUCAAGAUAUUUCACCGAGAUGGGAAAUAUGGCUUCUCAGACCCGCUGACCUUCAGCUCUGUCGUUGAGCUCAUCAACCACUAUCGCAAUGAGUCACUGGCUCAAUACAAUCCUAAGCUAGAUGUCAAGCUGCUGUAUCCGGUUUCCAAACACCAGCAGGAUCAGGUGGUGAAAGAGGACAACAUUGAAGCUGUGGGGAGGAAGUUGUGUGAGUACCACCAACAGUACCAGGAGAAGAACAAAGAGUAUGAUCGCCUCUAUGAGGAGUACACCAGAACAUCACAGGAGAUCCAAAUGAAACGCACAGCAAUAGAAGCUUUUAAUGAAACGAUAAAGAUAUUCGAGGAGCAGUGUCAAACACAAGAGCGGUACAGCAAGGAGUACAUCGAGAAGUUCAAGAGAGAAGGAAACGACAAGGAGAUCCAGAGAAUCAUGGGAAACUACGAGAAGUUGAAGUCCAGGAUAAGUGAAAUAGUUGACAGCAAGCGUAGGCUGGAGGAAGACUUGAAGAAACAGGCAGCAGACUACAGAGAGAUCGACAAAAGGAUGAACAGCAUCAAACCUGACCUGAUCCAGCUCCGCAAGACCAGAGACCAGUACCUCAUGUGGCUGACCCAAAAGGGAGUCCGACAGAAAAAACUCAACGAGUGGCUGGGAAUCAAGAACGAGAACACAGAAGAUCAAUACUCUAUGGUGGAUGAUGAUGAUGACCUUCCUCAUCACGACGAGCGGACCUGGAGACUGGGCAACAUCAACCGAGUCCAGGCCGAGGCGCUGCUUCAGGGCAAGAGAGAUGGAACGUUCCUGGUUCGGGACAGCAGCAAAGCAGGAUGCUACGCCUGCAGCGUCGUUGUGGACGGCGAGUCGAAGCACUGCGUCAUCAACAAGACCCCCUCAGGCUACGGCUUCGCAGAACCAUAUAACCUGUACAGCUCACUGAAAGAACUAGUACUUCACUACCAGCACACGUCUUUAGUCCAGCACAAUGACUCACUAAAUGUGACGCUAGCAUACCCAGUUUACGGUCAGCAGAGACGAUGAGGACGUUUCCAUGGACACGGACGUUUAAACCCACAGGAGACGUGCUGUGGACUCCAUGAUUGGAAGUAAAGGCUCUGAUGGCUGGUUUGGACUUUAAACCAGAGGAAAAGAUAAUGAAGCCUGAAGCAUUUCAGUAACUUUGCCUGACCGCAAACCUGAGGCGAGUCUGAAUGUAAUUUCUUUUUGCUUUUUUUUUUUUUCCCGUGGAAGCACAGAAACUAUCAGGAACUGAUGAACUUCCCGAUCAGAGGACUUCUGAGGCCUUUUCCUUACGGUGCUUGUUUUUUUAUUUGUUUCAAAACUUUACCAGCCAGAAUGUCAAACUGCAGCAGAUGAGCUGUUGGAGUGGAACUGGACUCACUGGCCACAACCUUUUUGUUUUUCCUUACGUCGUCGGUGUGUUUGUGUUUUGUUCUGUCUGUCCACGUGACCAAAACUCAUCGAAUCGGACAACUGUGUGAUGUUGGAGGCCUGUGUAACACAUCUGCUUGUGUUACCUCUUCGGUAUCCGACUAUGAUCAGCUGAAAAAAUGUAGCAAAAUGGCACCUUCUUUCUGUUUUUUUUAUUUUUAAACACGUUUAUUUUUUGUUCCUUUUUGGAAAAACGACUCCUAUAGACUUGUUUUAGAAGAGUGGAGAGGAAAAAAGUCUGCAUCCUGCCUUCUUUUCGUCGAGCAUUACAGUGCACAACAAACUUGAUUUCAGCUGCGCGCAGGUGAAACAAUGAACGGACUUAUUGUUUCGUGUACAUAUGUGAAAUUGUACAAAGUCAUGAAUCAAGAGUGCACCGUACCAAAAAGGAUCACUUCCUGUCUAGUUCUCUUCUGAUCUGCUAUGCAAAUUUCUUUUCCAUUUGUAUUUCAGAACCGUUCGACUCUGUUGCAACCCACAUAUAAGCUUGUUUUAUUGCUCGAACAGUAUCUUUCUUAUGUAAAUAUCCUAGAGGAUAUUUUGUGUCAAAAUGCCAAGAAAUGGUAAAAAAUGCUUGUAAUUUUUAAAGUUAAUAUUAGAAACAUACACUUUAUUAUACAUGAACAGCUGAUGAAAGAUGGCAAGAUGAGUAUUUUAUUAGUCUUUAUUUUGCUUUCUAUCUAAUGUUCCUCUCAGGCAGAGCCUUUUGAGUAUUUGAGCUGCUUCAGUGAAGAGUACGUUUUCUCCGACAGAACAAAGCCGACGUGCAGAUUUUUGUUCAAGGACUCAGAACUGAUGGGACCGUACGACCCAUAUCACCACCAAAACAGCAGGAAAGAUUUAUUUUCUUAUAAAAAUAUCUAAUAAAUAUGUUUCCAUAUGAGAAUAUAAGAUCAAUAUGCAUUUUACACUUCAUAUUUUUUCUGUAUCAGAAAAUGUUUACAUGGAUGGAUCAGCUCAUUUCAGAAAUUGAUUUCAAAUUUCAGCGGGUGAAACGCACGUAGUCCUUUUCUAUAAGAUGCCACUUCUCCACUCGUUUCCUUUAACAGCUUUGGUUUAGCAUUAAACUAAGUGGUACACGAGCAAACCCAGUUUGACUCAGAAGCCUUAAAUUGUGUCUAAUUUGAGAAAUUCAAAAGGUUGAGAUUGUUUUGGAAAGCCCACCGUCAUCACGUCGAUGUUGCAGCUGUCACUCCUGACACUGAACUAAAUGUGGUUUCAUUUUCACCAGUGCGUCACGUUUCUUCACCUCCAUCCUUUGUUUAUUGGAGGAAUAUGCAAACGGGCGAUGUUUUUCAACUAUGGUACUGACCAGUGAGUUUAACCAAACUGCUCAUCCAAGACACAAAGAUUAGCACAUGUUUAAGAGCCGUCAUUUUUAGGGUUUUAUUGAUUUUGAUCAAAGUAAUGGAUCAUCUGUGAAAUGUGAUAUUUACCAGAAGUCUCGUUUUUAUUUACCUCACAAAAAGCUGCUGGCACAAACCUUUUUGUUUAUCGUCUUUAUUUUCUAAAGAUCACAGAUAACGUGCGAAUUUGUGCUUAAGUUUUGGGUUUUAAUUGUAUUAAAAGUGUCCCACACAUGAUUGGGUUAAAAUUGGCCAGUGUUCCCAAGUUUGGCUUCAGAUCUGUAUUGGGCUUUGUUAAAAAUGAAAUAAAACACUUCUUUUUCAAAACAAA
Messenger RNA from Nematolebias whitei (Rio pearlfish), 4786 nucleotides. It is a transcript of the gene pik3r1, whose product is annotated as phosphoinositide-3-kinase, regulatory subunit 1 (alpha). Gene Ontology annotation, cellular component: phosphatidylinositol 3-kinase complex. The record is from RefSeq and is a predicted model, not a curated record. Gene Ontology annotation, biological process: phosphatidylinositol phosphate biosynthetic process; insulin receptor signaling pathway. The transcript is spliced from 15 exons. The coding region runs from base 506 to 2698 and encodes 730 amino acids. Gene Ontology annotation, molecular function: protein binding; 1-phosphatidylinositol-3-kinase regulator activity. NCBI's taxonomy places the organism in Eukaryota, Metazoa, Chordata, Actinopteri, Cyprinodontiformes, Rivulidae.